UCCGUAGAAAGACGUAGCUGUUUUGGUAUUUGAUUCGCUGAAAGACGAAGAGCGAAAAAAGUCCGAAGAGGGUUUUUAACUUCGGAGGUAAAACCUUUCUGGGUCAAUUGAGAAGCCUUGGCUUACUGGGUCAGUUUGGAAGCUUUUUUCUUACUGGGAUUCUGGGUCCUUCUGCUUUCGUUGAUUUCAGCUUCCCCAAGUUACUUCACCUCAAAAGUCUCAGUCUUGGAAGCAAUUAACACCCAAAGAGAAGAUCUUUCCAGCCACAGAAACCAAUCAAUCAAUCAGGUACCUCAUACGACAAUCAAGUUUGUAGUUUCAGAUUGUCGUCUUCAGCUUCUGAUUCUAAUCACUGUUGAGGUACUUCAGCCUUUUCUUUUUCUGGGUUCGUUUGAUUGCAUUGGAUUGUGCCUCAAGUUCAUUCCUUUAUGUGAGUUGUAUCGAAUUCUGUGAGUGUUUUUGGUGUAUAUUGGGGUUUUUGGAUUUUGGGUAUGCUCUGUUUGGUUGCUGAAAAGAUAGGUGGGAAUUGGAGAUUCAGAAGCUUAGAGUUGUCUGCUAUGUGGGUUAUGAAAAUUAAUUAUAUUAUUGGUUAGUUGAGUUGAGGUUUGAUGAUUACAUAGUCUUAAGAUUGUUGAUAUAGAUUGGUGGGUGUCCUGUGUCAAAGUGGUUGAUGCUGUUGGAAUGGCACUUGCGUUGGUCCGGAACCUACAGAACUUUUGGCCCUUUUCAGUACUCAAACCCGAUGACCUGAAGUUAUCUAAUGAAUUAGUACGCAAACUUGGAAUACCCGAACACACGAAGCAAUUUGUUUACGCGGUUCGUGAGCCUGAAAAGGAGUCUGUGAUUUAUAUCUUAUCUGCCCAGAGUUUAUCAGAGUGGUCAGCAUUGGAUGUUGAGUGUUUGAUAAGGGAGGUUAGACCUGAUGCGGUCAUUGCGCAGGUGGAUGUUUCUACCAUGACUGAAGUUCAGUCCGAGAAGAGUGUGUCAAGAGAUGGUGUUGACAACUCGGUUCCCACUUCGUCGUUUCAGGUUCUGAAACGAUGUUUUCUGGAGAAGGUCAAUAAGGAUAACUAUGAGAGUCUUGCAGGAGAAUUGGUUUUACAAGAGAUUUUUGGGGUUGGUUUUCACGGACAUUUUUUGGCGGCUAGAAGGGUAGCUCAAGAAGUUGGGUCAUCAUUCUUGGUGCUUGAAUUUCCGUCUGGAAAAAAUUCUGAUGGUGAGGAUACCUCAGGUGAACUUGAUGCAGUGGCAAAGUUCCAAGGUUUAGCUAGUAGUUUGGUUCCACAGCAAUUGGGUUCAGUUGCUUCAUUGAGUUCGAAGAGGUUUCACCUAACCAAUGAUUUGCAGUCACAGAUGGUGAAGUUGUUAUGUCCAUACAUAGAUCUCUCAAUAUCAAGGCUAAGUCCAUCCAGUUCUGUUUCGGAGGUGGGGUCAAAAGAUAUUCCACCGCAAUCUAGUUACGAGGUCCCACAAUUUGCUCAAUCAUUUUAUCCAUUACUUGUUGAUCUAUAUAACAUAUUUAUUGAUCUUCCAUCAAUAGGAAAGGUUCUAGCUCAUGCGCAAAAGAUGCUUUAUGAUGUGAACAAAGGUGAAGCUGUAGAUACCAAAGAUAUAUGUGAAGUGUAUGCCUUCAGGAUUGCUGUUGAGGGGCUGAGAAUUUCUUUCAACAAUGCUGGUCGACUUCCCAUUAAUAAAAUAAGGAAUCCCAACUUAAAUAAGACUGAGUUUUCUGAUCUUCCAGUUGAGGACAAAUCUCAAGCUCUCUUCGCACAGGCCCUUCGGAGCCAGACUAAGAAGUUCAAUACCAUAGUGGCAGUAGUGGAUGCUAGUUGCUUGGCAGGUCUUCGAAAACAUUGGAAUACUCCUGUUCCUCUAGAGGUAAAGGAAUUGGUUGGACAGCUCAUUACUGAUUGUGGUGGUGAGGGGGAAAUGUCUAAUCAUACUGACAAGAAGCGGUUAAUUAGUGGUAAACCUUUGGUGGCAGUUGGGGCCGGGGCAACAGCGGUUUUUGGAGUCUCUUCACUCUCUAAGGUUGUUCCUGCUUCGACCUUUAUGAAGGUUGUGACUUUCAAAGUUCCUGCUUCGACCCUUGUGAAGGUUGUGACUCUCAAACUUCCUUCUUCACUUCAAUUCUUCUUAAGCCAAGCCCAUAAGACAGUGGGACUUUCCCUUAGUAAGAUUCUUGGCACAUCGAAAGUGGUAGUUCCUGGUGUUGCAAGUUCUGGAGUCAAAUCAGCAACUGUGUUGAAAGCAACCGCGUCUGCUGAGAAGAUUCGAGCAGUUGCCCACAGUGUUAUUGCCAGUGCUGAGAAGACCAGCUUCUCAGCAAUGAGAACAGCAUUUUAUCAAAUAAUGAGAAAACGGCAGGUCCGUCCAAUCGGUGUCUUACCGUGGGCUACAUUUGGAUGUAGUAUUGCAACUUGUGCCGGGUUAUUUGCGUAUGGAGAUGGGAUUGAAUGUGCAGCUGAAUCUGCUCCUGCAGCUCCAUCAAUUGCCAGUUUGGGUCGUGGGAUUCAAGGUUUACACCUGGCGUCUCAGGAAGUGAUGCAGAGAGAUGGCACCAAAGUACAAAGAUCUAUUGAGUCACUAAUGUACAGUUUGAAGAAAGUCAGAGUUCAAUAGAGUAAGAAUGCAAUUCUUGUCUUAUUUGUACUAGUGCCUGAAAGAUAGACUUAAUGGAUUUCUACUGUAGAUAUAGAGUUUAUAGUAAGAUUCUUAUAAAUCCAAAUGAAAAAGGAAAAAAGUAUUUAAGCAGUGAUUCUUUUCAUCAUCAAUUUUGUAUUUCCUGGUUCCUUAUUGGAAAUCUGUUUCUAGACUAGAUGCAACCUAUAUACAAAUUUUGCAGAAACUUUUUUCUUGUUCA
Molecule: messenger RNA, 2863 nt
Organism: Rosa rugosa (rugosa rose)
Lineage: Eukaryota; Viridiplantae; Streptophyta; Magnoliopsida; Rosales; Rosaceae
Exons: 1
Coding region: 682-2622 (646 amino acids)
Source: RefSeq, a predicted model, not a curated record